Molecule: messenger RNA, 2886 nt
Organism: Cladocopium goreaui
Lineage: Eukaryota; Dinophyceae; Suessiales; Symbiodiniaceae
Source: the annotation of a GenBank genome assembly
AUGAAAGAUUCAGACACCCGAGAAUCGGAGAUGUCAACUCUGGCACGGGAGUUCUGCGCCUUCAUGGUGCGAGCUUCAGGCUUGCAGUCCAAACUAGAAGCAUUUAUGGAGGAGAAAUGCAAAAACUUCAAAGGUGGCAGCCUUUUGGAAGAGCAGAAGUUGGAGUGGACACUCCUUCACAAAGAGUAUCUUGAGCUUGCAGAGCGAGAAAUGGAGGAGUUUCUUCAAGAGAAGAAUACAAGAGCUGAAAAUGUAGCAGAAGCAUUGAGAGAAGCUUUAGGCAACUCUUUGUGGUCUUUGCCCUUGUUGCAAUCUUUGGAAUAUGAAUCCUUUGCACUGCAGAUGAUCACUCGGGCUUCUGCUCUGCAGCUGCAAUCAGAGGCACUGGCAUCUGGUGGAAUCAGUGGAAGCUUUGGUGGGAUCUGGAAACUGGAACAGUCCGCGCCACGGAACCUGGAACGCUUUCUGAAAGCACAGGGCGUCCCAUGGAUCUUACGGCGUCUGCACAUUUUUGCUGAGAUCAGGGAGGUGUGUGUGGUCGAAAUACCAGGCACAGUCCCAAUCUUCACCAUACUUCAGCUUCGGGAUCAUGGCUUUGGAGUCUCGGAGGAACAGGUAGUUGCCGAUGGAGUGGAACGUUGUGAUGGCAAGUUCAGCACCAAAGCAUGGCUUUCGGACGGCGAAUUGCAUGUCCUGACAAAGCCAUCAGAUGGUCUCGGAAAUGUACUCCAGACUUGUUACACGGUUGCCAACGGUGGCCGUUCGCUGCUUGUCCGACGUUCAGCUUUGGAGCGUACAUUGCUGCAUACUCUGAUAGCAGAUGAUGCGUCGUGGUCCAUAACGCAACACUUUCAGCGCUGCGAAUCCACUCAGCUGCAAUGCAAUCUCAAAGCAAGUGCAGUAAACCAAAAUUGCUCUGGAGCUGCUUCAGUCCCAGUCCAGGGGCCAUAUCAAGGGCCCAUGGCAACUGUUACACCGCGGGUUCCAACACCUCCUUUGAUGCCUUGUAUGCAGGCGGGCCAGGACUCCAAAAAAGACCGUGCCUUUCGAUUGCUCAAUGAAGUACGCGCAGCCGUCAUGGAGGAGGCUGGAUCGAGGAUUGAUGAAAGGCUCAAGCAGCUGUGGACACAGGCCGCAACAGAGGUGAAGAAGCAGCAACGCGAGCAAGAAAGAUCCAUGAACCAACUUCUGGAAGAGGCCAAAAUCUUGACGGCCAAACAGCAGUCUAUGCAGGCUGAGAAUCAAGCCUUAAUGUCGAUGCUCAGCUCCUUGAUCAAGCAAGUGAUGCCUGGUGAGGGAGAUUGCAAGGAGCUGCCAGUGCAAGGUGGUGAGACACCCUCCACUGCCACUGCAUGUGGAAGCUCUGAUGGCAGUCCCAGCCAACUGGCAAAUCUGGAGCUGGACAUGCCGGAGCUCCCACCUUUCCCUGGCGCUGUUCCAGCAGUUACCUCUGCACCACCAGGACUUGGCCCUCCGUGGCCUCCAGCAUUGCCUGCAUUGUCCUUGGCCGAGGCACUUGGAAUUUCUGAGGUCAACAAAGGUUCAGAGGGCAAGGCCGGUGAGGCUGACACCGAGGCUGAUGACGGUGAUGUUGAUGCAUUCGUUUUCAAGCUUACCUUGCGGGUGGCAGAUGACAUGGACCUUGGCUUGUGCUUUGGCAAGAAAGGAGAGGCUUUGCGCAUCGACAGGGUGGAAUCGGGUGCCGCGGAGUCUUGGAAUCGGCAGUGUAGCACCAGCGGCUCCCCUGAACGUGUUCUGAUCCCAGGGGAUUUGGUGGUCUCAGUGAAUGACCAAUCUGAUCCGGAGAUCAUGUUGCAGGAAUGCACGACCCGCAAGCUGUUGAAGUUACGGGUCCUGCCAUGUGCAACACGUGCAAUAUCCCUUGACUUUUCCUACUGGAUUGGGAUAUGGACACCCUGGCGACUGGAUGACAUUUCCCUGGGCUUAGAGGCAGUUGGGCUUAGUGAUACCAUUGGCUUUGCCAGUGCCAAGUCAAUGGAUGAUGACUAUGAUCCAUUUUCAGAGGAGCCUGCACCACACGUGGCAAUGGAGAAGGUGUUCCGGAAAGCUGCGAGGAAAGCAGCUGGGCCUGGAAAGCUGGAUGCAGUCGAAUGGCGACCGCAGGAAGAUCCUUUGCUCGGCGUGGUGAAGCUGCCUCUGCCUCCCUGGCGGCGGAAGGCUGCUCCAAAGGCAAAUCUGGCCCCAAGCCAGCCAAAGAGAAAAGCGGCACCACGACCAAGAAAUGCUCAAGCCUGGCUGCGCCGACCACGACACAACCAAGGUGGUUUGGCAGAGGAAUACUUUCAAAAGGAAGAGAAGCAACCUGAAAAGAAGCAAAAAGUUGAAGUCAAGAGAGGAUUCGUUGGAGAGCUCCUUGACAAGGCACCUUCAACAUUGCAAACGUGUCGCAGCUUGCUGCUGUUUCUCGACAAGAAGGCUGAGGCAGCGCCAGAAAAACCACCUAUGCAUGGCCCAGAGGCACUUCAGGCACGGCUAGAGGCUCAUGCAGAAAGUCUAGGACGUCUGGAAGGAUUGCGAACACCUGGUGGCUGGGACGCCCGAGCCAAGCGGGUACUUGAUAUCAAUGCCACGGCUGCCUCACCACCAGGGGAGGCUGCGCUUUCAGCGUUGGAAAAGGCGUUGGAGAAGGAAAGCAAAGAACUCCGGAAGGGGAUGAAGGAAGCUGGAGAAAAACUGGAAGAUGUGCUGAAAGAGAGACAAGCUUGGGCUAAGGAGACUGUCCGACGAGAAUGGAUAGCUUGGUGUGCAAAGUUGCUCCGAGUUCGUGAAAGCCAACUGCUUGGCGAGAAGGAUGAAGCACCGGAGCAGAUGCUGAUGACAGCUAUGGAUGUCCUGGAGGCGCUUGUGGCAGGAACCACCACUUGA